UAUUAUCAACUAAUAGAUUAUGCGUUCUUGGUGACCGCCUUCUAGCCAAGCCGUAUGCUGAACCCUGCGAGAAAAAUGCGUCCUCGCCACUAUGGAAAGUCUUCUGCUCGAACUCCUCUUUGUCAAGUUGUGAUCCAUAUUUUCAAGAGCAGACGAUGCACGAGGAAUUGGCUUUUCCGGGCAUGCGGGUGCCGAGCACAUUUUAUAACAAUACGUUCAACCAGUAUGCGGUCACGAGACAAUAUAUUUCCCAUGGAGCAGAAAAAGUUUUCGCAUCACCCGAAACCCCUUUCUAUGCAUCACAAGGAUAUGUGAUUGCCGAUAUUACCGGGAGUUUUACGCUCUUGUUGUCCAUAUUUUUCCCCGCUGUUACAGGUAUUAUGGCUGGUUCGAAUCGAUCAGGCGAUCUGAGUAAUGUUCAGCGCUCGAUUCCCCUGGGAACAAUUUCGGCUGUGAUUUUCACCACCUGCACCUAUAUCGUUCUGGUGUUUUGCUAUGCCGGAAGUGUCAACUCGUUGUUACUGCGCGAUAAAUAUGGGUUAAGCAUUGGUGGGCGUCUGGUGUCGGCGGAGAUUGCCUGGCCGCAUCCUCUUGUGCUGCUUAUUGGGGCCACAAUGGCUACAAUUGGAGCAGCGCUGCAAACUUUAAUCGGUGCUCCGCGACUCUUACUGGCGAUCGCCAAGGAUGGUGUUAUAGAUUUCCUGCGCAUCUUUCGAGUUGUCUCGGUGAACGGAGAACCCCGGCGCGCGUUGUUAGUGUGCCUUUGUCUGGGUGAAUUAACCAUUUUAGCCGGUUCGAUUGAUCUCAUUGCGCCCAUUCUUAGUCAGUGCAGCUUAAUUUGUUACCUCUUUGUGAAUUUGGCGUGCGCGCUGCAGUCUCUCAUCCGCCAUCCUAGCUGGAGACCGCGUUUCCGCUUUUAUCACUGGUUCCUAUCCUUGACUGGCGCUGUACUGGCUGUCGCCAUAAUGUUUAUUUCGUCCUGGUACUACGCUUGUAUUGCCAUUAUUAUGGCCACUAUUGUCUACAAGUACAUUGAUUUUCGUGGGGCGGAAACGGAAUGGGGUGAAGGAUGGAAUGGCUUAGCUCUUUCUGCAGCGCAGUACAGCCUGCAUCGUUUGGAAGGCCAAGUAAUCCAUACCAAGAACUGGCGACCACAACUGCUGGUUUUUUGCCGCCUGGACGAAGACCAGAAUCCUGUGCAUCCGGAGUUGUUUCCCUUCGUAAGCCAGUUGAAGGCCGGUCGGGGUUUGACCAUGUUUGCCUCUAUUCUGGAAGGUGACUUUAUCAAAUGCAGUGAUGAUGUCCAUUUGGCGAAGAAGUCUUUACGACGCAUGAUGGAAACGGAUAACGUCAAAGGAUUCACGGAGGUCCUGGUGGCAGAUGACACAUUGACGGGGAUGAAUCACCUAAUUCAGACGGCGGGAAUUGGCGCUAUGAAGCAUAACACCGUUGUUAUGUGCUGGCCACAAAAUUGGAAUCAAAAUACGGAGUACAAGCAUUGGCGCAUAUUUCUCGACACGCUACGUAUUUGUCAUGCGGCGCAUUGUGCCUUUCUUGUACCGAAGAACAUUUCGUCUUUUCCAAAAAACUGCGAGAAAAUACGUGGCUGUGUCGAUAUCUGGUGGAUUGUCCAUGAUGGCGGAUUGCUUAUGCUGCUGCCGUUCCUUAUGUUAAAAACCAAAACCUGGAAACACUGUAAAAUGCGGUUGUUUACCGUUGCGCAACUGGAGGACAAUACGGUUCAGAUUCAAAAAGAUUUGGAGAACUUCCUGUACGGCCUGCGAAUUAAUGCUGAAGCACAUGUUGUCGAAAUGGGAAGUGGUGAUAUUUCUGCUUAUACCUACGAACGAACGCUGUUGAUGGAGCAGCGUGUCAAACUUCUCAAGGAAAUGAAGCUAACAAAACGUGAAAGCUUGAAAAAUAACGUCCAGCUGAUCGUGGACCAGUCGCACGCCAUCAACAUAACCGACUUCCCUGUGACGGCAGAACGAGCCAGAGCCCAGAAGAAAAUCAGCAUUAAUACGCAUCCCCUCAUCAUAUCGUCUAAUGUGGCGGAAGCCCUGGCCGAGCAGAGUGAAGAGGAAGCCUUGGUAGAUGGUAUUUCGGAAGACUGCAGCGAUAUUUCGACGGUGGUUGUGAACGGAGGCGCGUCGGGAUCGCAUCUGACGGAGCCGGAGACUUCCGAGAGUAUGGAUAGCUUCGAGCGGGAGGAUUCUGCUGAGCCUGGAAAUUCAAAGAAUGGGAAGCGUUACGGAAGCCGGGUUAAGCUGACCUCGGAGUCGGAGCGCGGCAUUUCAGAGCGGUUUGGAGGAUCGAGACCAUUGGACGGCAAUGUCCGACGAAUGCACACGGCUGUGACCAUGAACCAGGUUAUUCGGGAACGGUCGGCCAGUGCCGAGUUGGUCAUUCUGAAUCUUCCGCGACCACCCAAAAGUCAUCGCGAGCCUAACGAAAUGAACUAUAUGGAGUUUGUGGAAGUGUUGACGGAUGGCAUGAAGCGUGUUCUCAUGGUGCGCGGCGCUGGACGCGAAGUGGUCACCAUCUAUUCUUAAUCGUCAAUGUUGUUAUGAUGGUUAUCUUUCUGUGAUAGUUGACUCUGUUGAGCGUUUUCGCUGUGUUCAGCUUCUUUGAAAACAAGGUUACCCGUGCUUUCCAUUUAACGAAGUUCCUUGAAAUUCGUCCCUUUAUUACGCUUUUUAUUGUUCUAAAACCGCCGACUGAGCGCGCUGAUCUUUGUAAACAGUGCUUAUUUAUGUACUGAGCAAAUGGUUAAGUUAGUGAUGAAAAUUAAAAUGCUUG
Paramacrobiotus metropolitanus is the source of this 2799-nucleotide messenger RNA. Its product is annotated as solute carrier family 12 member 6-like. The record is from RefSeq and is a predicted model, not a curated record. Gene Ontology annotation, biological process: potassium ion import across plasma membrane; chemical synaptic transmission; cell volume homeostasis. The transcript is spliced from 18 exons. Bases 156 to 2552 code for a protein of 798 amino acids. Gene Ontology annotation, cellular component: membrane. Gene Ontology annotation, molecular function: potassium:chloride symporter activity. Lineage: Eukaryota; Metazoa; Tardigrada; Eutardigrada; Parachela; Macrobiotidae.